Glossina fuscipes is the source of this 3805-nucleotide messenger RNA. It is a transcript of the gene SMC3, whose product is annotated as structural maintenance of chromosomes protein 3. Lineage: Eukaryota; Metazoa; Arthropoda; Insecta; Diptera; Glossinidae. Gene Ontology annotation, biological process: mitotic sister chromatid cohesion. Gene Ontology annotation, molecular function: double-stranded DNA binding; ATP binding; protein binding. Bases 61 to 3663 code for a protein of 1200 amino acids. Gene Ontology annotation, cellular component: chromosome. The transcript has 6 exons. The record is from RefSeq and is a predicted model, not a curated record.
GUUUGCUAACUGUUUUACUAAUGUAGAAGCAGUAAGUGAUAUGAAAACUAAAGAAGCAGGAUGCAUAUAAAACAAAUCAUAAUACAAGGAUUCAAAAGCUAUAAAGAUCAAACAAUUGUUGAGCCUUUUGAUAAACGACACAAUGUAGUAGUUGGAAGGAAUGGCUCUGGGAAAAGCAACUUUUUUUACGCGAUACAGUUUGUUUUAAGUGAUGAAUUUACUCACUUGCGACCAGAACAGCGCCAAGCUCUUCUACAUGAAGGAACAGGAGCGAGAGUUAUAUCAGCGUAUGUUGAAAUUAUCUUUGACAACUCAGAUAAUCGAGUUCCAAUUGACAAAGAGGAAAUCUACCUUCGAAGAGUUAUAGGCGCUAAAAAGGAUCAGUAUUUUUUGAAUAAAAAAGUUGUACCGAGAACUGAAGUUGUCAAUUUAUUGGAGUCGGCCGGUUUUUCUAAUUCAAAUCCAUAUUACAUUGUUAAACAAGGUAAAAUUAAUCAGAUGGCUACUGCAGCAGACUCGUAUAGACUUAAAUUAUUAAGAGAAGUGGCUGGGACACGAGUUUAUGAUGAAAGAAAAGAGCAAUCUCUGAACAUUCUUCGGGAAACGGAAGGAAAACUUGAAAAAAUAUCUGAGUAUUUAAAAACGAUUGAAGAUCGUUUACAAACAUUAGAAGAAGAAAAGGAAGAACUCAAAGAAUACCAAGAGUGGGAUAAGGGGAGGCGUGCUUUAGAGUACAUAAUCCAUGAAACAGAAUUGAAAGAGACAAAAAAAGCUCUAGAGGAAAUACAGCAACAACGCAAGUCAUCCGUUGAUAAAAAGAAGAGCUACAAUAUGCAAAUACAGAAAGCUCAAGAGAAAAUUAAGGAAAUUCAAAAGAGUUUAAAGGAUGCGAAGAAAAACGUUGCAAGUACCAAAGAAGAAAAAUCCAUUCUUUUAACGGAACAACAACAACUUUUACGUGAAAAAACCAAAUUAGAUUUAACAAUCGUUGAUCUUAAUGAUGAGGUUCAAGGUGAUAACAAAUCAAAGGAACGCGCUGAAGAAGAAUUAAAAAAAUUAAAGAUAACAAUAAGCGAAAAAGAAAAAGAACUCGAGGACGUUAAACCGAAAUAUGAGGCCAUGCGGCGAAAAGAAGAGGAAUGCUCCCGCGAACUUGCCCUUAAGGAACAAAAAAGAAAAGAGCUAUACGCGAAACAAGGACGAGGAUCGCAAUUCUCAACACGUGAUGAACGCGAUCAAUGGAUUCACAAUGAAUUGAAAUCGCUUGAUAAGCAAAUUAAAGAUAAAAAGAACCAUCAAGCGAAGUUAGAAGAAGAUUUGAAAAAAGAUGCAAAUGCGGAAACGGAUCUUGGUAAUAAGAUUGGAGAACACUCUGGUGAAUUGGAGCACCUUCGUACUGAAAUAGAUGAGCAUAAUAAAAGAUACUAUGAAUUAAAGAAAACAAAAGAUCAUUACCAGGCUACGCGCAACGAGUUAUGGCGUAAAGAGACACAAAUGACGCAGCAACUUCAGUCUCAUAAAGAAGAGUUAUCCAAAACAGAUCAAGCAUUGAGAAGUAUGGCCGGUAAGCCCAUUUUGAAUGGACGGGAUUCUGUGAGAAAAGUUUUAGAUAGUUUUUUGGAAAAAGGCAGCCCAUUCUCAGAUAUUGCAAAAGCAUAUUACGGACCCGUUAUAGAAAACUUUAGUUGUGACAAAACGAUUUAUACCGCGGUAGAAGUUACUGCGGGGAAUAGACUUUUUCAUCAUAUUGUUGAGUCUGAUAAAGUCGGCACUCAAAUUUUGAAGGAAAUGAAUAAACUGAAAUUGCCAGGUGAAGUGACCUUUAUGCCUUUAAAUAGGUUACAAGUAAAAAAUCAUGAUUACCCAGACGAUCCCGACUCUAUUCCAAUGAUUUCAAAAUUAAAAUACGAUGAACAGCAUGGCAAGGCUUUAUGUUACAUAUUUGGCAAAACGUUAAUAUGCCGUAAUUUGGAAAGAGCUACAGAGCUUGCAAAAAGUACCGGGCUUGAUUGCGUAACAUUGGACGGUGAUCAGGUCUCAUCGAAAGGAUCUCUAACCGGAGGUUAUUUUAAUACGUCAAGAUCGCGGCUUGAAAUGCAAAAGAAAAGAACUGAACUCACAGCCCAGAUACGUGAUUAUGAAAAAGAACUUAAUAAAUUACGCAAUGAAUUAAAACAGAUUGAGAGCAAUAUUAAUGCUGUAGUAUCCGAAAUGCAAAAAACAGAGACAAAGCAGGGGAAAUCGAAGGAUAUUUUUGAAAAAGUUCAAGGAGAAAUAAGGUUAAUGAAAGAGGAAUUAUUAAGAAUUGAAAAGUAUAGAUCGCCAAAGGAACGAUCAUUGACGCAAUGCAAAGCCAGUUUAGAGGCGAUGAGAGGUACGAAACUCGGUUUGGAGACUGAAUUAAAUCAGGAACUUAUGUCCACGUUAUCCAAGCAGGACCAACAAGAAAUUGAUCAGCUUAAUGAAGAGAUCCGACGAUUAAAUCAAGAAAAUAAAGAAGCGUUCACUCAGCGAAUGAAUCUUGAGGUCAUUAAGAACAAACUAGAUAAUCUCUUGGCAAAUAAUCUAUUUAGAAGAAGAGAUGAAUUAAUACAGGCCUUGCAGGAAAUAUCUGUAGAGGACAGAAAAAGAAAAUUAAUUAACUGCAAAAAUGAACUCUCUGCAACGGAGAAAAGAAUUAGAAAAGUUAAUCAAGAUCUAGAUGACGUUGACAAAAGAGUUCAAGAAGCUGUUCAUUUACAGAAGUCACUUCAACAAGAGCUUGAAAGUUGGAUUAAGAAGGAAAAGGAGAUAGAUGAAAAAGUGAAUGAGGAUUCAAAAAAAGUGGAAAAGUGGGUCGCCAAAGAAAAUCUACUUUUACAGAAAAUACAAGAGUAUACUGAGAAAAUUGCCAGUCUUGGGGCUUUGCCUCAAGUAGAUAAAAAAUAUGAAAAGAUGUCAUUAAAGAGCUUAUUUAAGGAAUUAGAAAAGGCUAAUCUACAUUUAAAAAAGUAUAAUCAUGUCAAUAAAAAGGCAUUAGACCAAUUUUUAAGUUUUUCGGAACAGAAAGAGAAACUCUAUAAACGCAAGGAAGAAUUAGAUGUUGCGGAUCAAAAAAUUGGCGAAUUGAUGCAAUCUCUUGAGAUGCAAAAAGUUGAAGCAAUCCAAUUCACCUUUAAACAAGUAGCAAAAAAUUUCACACAAGUUUUCAAAAAGUUGGUCCCCCAAGGAGCUGGUCAUCUUAUACUUAAAACGAAAGAUAACGAUGACGACAAUCCCGAAAGAGAAAUUGAAAAUUCUGACGCAUUCACAGGAAUUGGAAUAAGGGUUUCGUUUACGGGAAGUGACGCAGAAAUGAGAGAAAUGAAUCAAUUGUCCGGUGGGCAAAAAUCACUUGUGGCACUAGCUCUCAUCUUUUCUAUUCAAAAGUGUGAUCCUGCACCUUUUUACCUUUUUGAUGAAAUUGAUCAGGCAUUGGAUGCGCAACAUAGAAAGGCCGUUGCUGAUAUGAUACACGAAUUAAGUGAUAAGGCUCAAUUCAUUACCACAACGUUUCGGCCAGAGCUUCUGGAAAACGCGCAUAAAUUUUAUGGAGUCCGGUUUAGAAAUAAAGUUAGCCACAUAGAUUGCGUCACAAAGGAACAAGCUAAAGAUUUUGUGGAAGACGAUAAUACACAUGCUUAAGGGUCUUUUUCAAGAUGACUUGAGAUGAUAUGCAUGCCUGCACAUUGUAUACAUUUUGUUUAAUUCCUCAUUUCUCAUUAUAUCCCUUCUUUUUUUUUUUAAUAAAUUUAAACAGAGUUUUUGAAGAUAUAUUUACAAUGUA